This is a messenger RNA of Globicephala melas (long-finned pilot whale), 2119 nucleotides long. RefSeq names its product chromosome 19 C19orf33 homolog (gene C19H19orf33). The record is from RefSeq and is a predicted model, not a curated record. NCBI's taxonomy places the organism in Eukaryota, Metazoa, Chordata, Mammalia, Artiodactyla, Delphinidae. Gene Ontology annotation, cellular component: nucleus.
GUAACUUUCCCCAGGUCACUCUGCUACUAAGUAAUACAGAUGGGCUUCCAAUCAGCAGACUGGUUCCAAGUGCAUGCUCUUCACCCCUUCAGACACUGCUUCUCACCAAGCCAAAGGCAUUGUCAUAGUGAGUUAAUGUAUCUGAAGCCCUUGGAACAGCAGCCCAGCACGUAGUAAGUACACAAGGAGUGUCAGUAUUAUCACAGAGGGCAUGGGGAGGCACCCUCCCUCUCAUUUCUUCAAAAGCAAGGAUCUGACCCUUUUAGGGGAAGCUGAUAAGAGCUCUAGCCCCUCAAAUCUGCAACUGCCCACACAUUCCUCCCCCAGCCCCACCCACCACUCACUUGCCAAGGCUCACUGGGUGGGUGGUGGUGUGGGGGAGACAUAAGUUAACUGUCCACCCUCCCCAUUUCCCAGAGGACCAGUUGGGCGGUGCCGGGGAGGGGCUGUGAGUCAGGGCUAAGGACUCUGAACAAAGGUCUCGGGUUGGGCUCCUCAGAACUUCCGGGGCUGGCCCACUGCCUCUCCCCAAGGCCGGUCCUCUGCCUUUGGCCGUGCAGACAUACCUUCUCUCAGCACCAUGGAGGUCGACCGGUCGGCAGCCCUGGAGUCCACCUCCAAGAAGCCCCACGGGGCAGGCCAGGUAGGAGACCCCAAGCACGCCCCCGACAAAGUUGAGGUAGCUGAUAACCCGAAGCAUCAGCACGGCCACGGCCACGGUCACGGCCACGGCCACGGUCACGGCCACGGCCACGGUCACGGCCACGACCACGGUCACGGAAGGUCCUCAGGUUCCGGCAGCAGCUCCAGCGACUCAGAAAAUGAGGCGAAGCCCAGCGCUGCCGGCUCCGAGCUAUACAAAAGCGCCCCGGGCAAGGUCAAGAAGCCCAAGGUGAAAACGGAGAAGAAGAAGGAGGAGAAGAAGGAGGAGAAGAAGGAAGAGAAGAAGGAGGAGAAGAAGGAGGGCAAGAAGAAGGAGGGGAAGAAGGAGGCUUCCCACUAACGGGCCUCUCCGGGGCUCAGUAAACCUUCUCUCGGCCUCCAGGUUGCCUUUUGUCCCCCGCCCUUCCCCAUCCCCCUUCUCGGACCGGGCCUGCCCCCUGCUGGGCACCGCGCGCCAAGGAGAGGCUGCCCAAGCCGUGCCCAUUACGGUUUAUUGUUUCUGGAACAGUGGCCGCACUGCUGGGGGGCGGCCUGUGCAGCUGGAGAUCUCAGCACCUCGGCGAGGAUGGGGAGGGAGGGACUCGGGCGGCGGGGUGGACCCUGUGGCCGGCAGGUGGCCGGGAGAUGAGCGCGGCAGCGCGGUGGCCACCGGAAGCAGCAGCUGGAGGCGUUGUGGGGCCGCCCUCACCGCACCAGGUGGAAGGUGAGCCAGUACAUGAGCAGGGGCUGCGCCGCCGCCACGGCCAUGGUCAGGUACAUGCGCAGCUGGUUCCGCGCCCCACGCACCGGGAUGCCCUCGGCCGCCGCCUCGGCCAGGAUCUUCAGCCGCAGCGUCCGGAUCUGGGCGGGGGAGGGGUUCACUCUUGAGCCCGCACUCCUUCCAGACUCCAGUUUCCCCACCCCUCCAUAGGGCAGCUGGGCUCAAGUCUCUGCUCUUGAGGAACCUUGGUUUCUCCCAAAUCUCCUAACACACGUGGAGGACCUGCUCCUCCUCCCAGGCCUUGGGAGAAAAUGUGAGGGUUCCAAACUCAAAUGCUAGGCGAGGCCUCUUAAGUGAGUGGGGUGAGGAACUUCACUGUGAAUACUCCGCCUGAGGGGAUGGCCAGGCUCGGCCCUUUGGCCGUCACCAGCUUGUGUUGACCCUUGACAAUUUUUCAACACAAGCCAGAAAUGCCUUCUUUUUCUUCUUAACUUUUUUCCCCUCCCCUCCCCCCGCCCAGAAUUUUAAAUAAUGACAUCUAAGUCGAAGUUUAUCUGAGCAGAUCUGGCCCACCAGCCACUAGUUUUUGCCCUCUGCUCCUCACACUGAAUCCUCCCAGUACCCUGACGUGCAAUUAUCAUCAUCCCCAUUUUACAGAAGGGGAAGCAGGUUUAAAGAGAGGAAGUGAUCUGCCCAGGAUCGAGCGAAGCCUGGGUUCAAACCCAGGCCUGGUGGAUCCCAGUGCUCUUAACCAGC